AUGGCCACAAAUUAUAAUGGCAUCAUCAUUAAAUCUUUCAAGUUGCAUGGCUUACUACUUAGUAGUGAGGCCUGUAGAUAUUUAAAUGAAAAUUUGCCAAUAUCACAUGGAUCUAAUAAAGAAAAAUUAAAUGAAAAUUUGCAAUUGAUUAUCGAUGCGUUACAAAGGCAACCUUCAUCGUCUACUAUUAUCGACAAGGGACGUGUAGAAUCAGCAAUUCAAGAAUGCCAACAAAAUUCUCAUGACGAGCAGAGCAAAAUCUUCAAUGUUAUUAAUAUCUUCAAAACUCCAAAAUAUUAUUAUAAUACGGAAAAAAAGAAAUUCCUACGUGGCAAUGAUGAUACUAACACUUUUGGAUUAGCGAAGGACAAGGCAGCAUACUUUCGAGAAAGAUAUAACCUUAUCUAUCAGAGAACUAUCCGUCAUGAUCUAUUUUGCCCGUCGUCUACGGGUAAUAAAAAUAUCGACAAAUAUCGUCAGCAACAACAAUUUGAGUUAAAAUCCAUAGAAUAUCUUUUAUCAACUAGUAGAAUAGAAGACAAAAUCGUAGUGCUUGGUAUGAUUACAAGGCACAGGGAGGGAGGUUUCGCUCUCGAGGACAUUACCGGAAUAGUAAAGCUUGAUAUAUCGAAGACCUUAUUUCACGCUGGCUUAUUUACUGAAGCAUGUUUUGUAUUGGCGGAGGGUGUAUACGAAGAUGACGUAUUUCGGGCCUCAGCUAUUGGAUUUCCACCAGCUGAACCUGCUAAAAGCUUUUACCGACAUUUCGGUGAUAUUAAUUUGUUCGGUGGUCCCUUCACUAGAAGUUUUAAAUUUUCGAUUAAUUUAAAAGCAGUUGAAGAGCAUAAUUCUGGUACUAUGCUAAUCUUUUUAUCUGAUGUCUGGCUCGAUCAAUCAAGUGUAUUAGAUAAACUCCGUACUCUUUUUGCUGGGUAUUCAAAUGCUCCUCCUAUGGCUUUUAUUUUAAUCGGAAAUUAUCUUUCUACACCAUACGGGUACAAAGAAUCUAAAAUUAUGAAAGAGUGUCUUCAAACAUUAGCAGACUUAAUUUGCGAAUUUCCCAAUAUCAAAGAAAGAAGUCACUUCGUAUUCGUCCCUAGUAUCCAUGAUGUAGGAUUUGGGAAUAUCUUACCUAGACCUCCACUUCCUGAGUCGGUAACCGCUGAUAUAAGAGAGAGGCUUCCGUGGGUAGACUUUGCAUCUAACCCUUGCCGUAUUCAGUACUGUACACAAGAUAUCGUUAUAUUUCGAGAGGAUAUGAUUGGAAAAGUUUGCAGAAACUGUAUUCACAUCCCAGAAGAUGGAGAGGAUAUCCCAUCACAUUUUGUAAGGACAAUUACAUCUCAAGGCACCUUGUGUCCUUUGCCGUUAAAUGUCUCGCCAGUUUAUUGGAAUUACUCUUAUGCUUUAAGCUUAUACCCAUCGCCGGACUUGGUCGUUUUAGCCAAUAAUUACGAACCUUUUGAGAUUUCUCGAAUUGGAAGCUUAUUUAUAAAUCCUGGUUCGUUUUCAAGAAAUGAUUUCUCCUUUCAAGUUUACCUACCAUCUAGUCGCGAGGCCGAGAAAAGGUCAGUAUUAAAAUAG
Messenger RNA from Trichoplax adhaerens, 1584 nucleotides. RefSeq lists its product as uncharacterized. Gene Ontology annotation, cellular component: epsilon DNA polymerase complex. NCBI's taxonomy places the organism in Eukaryota, Metazoa, Placozoa, Uniplacotomia, Trichoplacea, Trichoplacidae. The transcript has 18 exons. Gene Ontology annotation, biological process: DNA-templated DNA replication; error-prone translesion synthesis. The record is from RefSeq and is a predicted model, not a curated record. Bases 1 to 1584 code for a protein of 527 amino acids. Gene Ontology annotation, molecular function: DNA binding.